Penaeus vannamei (Pacific white shrimp) is the source of this 723-nucleotide messenger RNA. Its product is annotated as rhodanese domain-containing protein CG4456. The record is from RefSeq and is a predicted model, not a curated record. NCBI's taxonomy places the organism in Eukaryota, Metazoa, Arthropoda, Malacostraca, Decapoda, Penaeidae.
AUAAAACUCCUCACCGAUAGAUAAAUAGCACACAACCGAGAUUCACUUAGAAAUAAUGUUAAUUAUUUGCUGAUUUACUAACUUGAGGACCAAUACUUUACAUGUUCUCCUAGUUCAAAGUCUCCGGUGGCGCAGUUGGUCAACCUUGAGAAAUGAAUCGGCUUGCACGCAUACCCCUUAUGAUUCAUGGACAAGUGAGAUGUAUGAAUAAAAUCAGUUUGCAGUCUUCUUAUAGGUUUUCAUCAUUACCUCCUCUUCCAAAGGAUAUUGACUUUGCCGAACUGAAAAAAGAGUUAGAUAAUGAUGGUGUAACGCUGAUUGAUGUUCGGCUCCCAAAGGAACUGUACGAAAGUGGAAUGAUUCCGAAAUCAAAGAACAUACUUUUACAAACAUUAGGAGUAAGUAUCCUGCUCCCAGAAGAAGACUUUACUGAUAAAUUUGGGUUUGAGAAGCCUGACAUUGAUGAACCUAUCGUUGUAAUGUGUCUGGGUGGUAUUCGUGCAAGGACGGCUCAGCUGGCUAUGAUAGGAGCCGGCUAUAAAAAUGUUCGGGUUUAUGUAGGUUCAUAUGAGGAUUGGCUUGAAAAUGGUGGUCCUGUAGUGUACCCUGAAGUUAAGUGAUAAAUGUAGCAAAUGCUUGUAGGUUCUCUUUAUCAGGCAGUUAUUUGUUAAUGUCUUGAUACAUUUGUAAAGUUCAUAGGAAUAUAUUUGUUUAAUUUCUUUA